Eriocheir sinensis (Chinese mitten crab) is the source of this 1798-nucleotide messenger RNA. RefSeq lists its product as uncharacterized. The record is from RefSeq and is a predicted model, not a curated record. Bases 352 to 1344 code for a protein of 330 amino acids. The transcript is spliced from 6 exons. NCBI's taxonomy places the organism in Eukaryota, Metazoa, Arthropoda, Malacostraca, Decapoda, Varunidae.
CUCUCUCUCACACACACAAAAAAUUCUUGACAUGUUGCUGGGAAAAAAAAUCUGAGCAGUAAAAGUGGAGUGAAAAGUGUAAUAGUGGAAAAUAGCAAAACACACAGGCAAGUAAAUCAGGGAAAGAAAAAGACAGAAAACCUAAGUUCAGGAUGAAGUGCUUAAGAAAGUGAUGUAAUGCUGAAAAGAGAACGAAAGGAGGAGGACCUAAGCGAUACAAAGCGUCACAGGUCAAAAGAAGAGGAAGGCAGCAGCAGACGAUGCACUUAGCGUUGUGUGGGACCAGCCUGUGUUAUCAGCUGACGUGCGAGGUACUUUGGUAAUCAUACGAAAGACACUGAAUUUGCGAAGAUGCCAGCAUUCUGUGGUGUUAUUGGGUGCGCAAACAAGCGGACGAAGUUCCCGGAAAAGUUUUACUUCCGACUACCAGCGGUGGACAAGAGGUAUGGAGGGAAGAGAGAGAAAAUUACAAGAGUACGGCGAGGGAAGUGGCUGGCAAAUCUGGCAAGAGCUGGCUUAACCGAGGCUGGAAAAAGGCAUCUCCUCGUGUGCAGUGAUCAUUUUUUGAGUGGACGACCAGCAAUCCUUGAUGAUACUAGUAAUCCAGACUGGGCCCCAACACAGAACCUUGGUCAUCGUAAAGUGUCCCAGGAAUUGGUCGCCAUCAGUUGUGCUCGGCAUCAAAGGAUCCAGGAGAGAAAGUCGAAGAAGGAUAAGGAGAUGUUUAUGGCAGCGCAGACACUCAUGGACAUGCAGGAAUACACUCAACCUAGCAGUGACAAAGUUUAUGUUGGGAAGGACGUGAUGGAGCCCUUUGAGUUUGUGACGGAAGUGAAGGAGGAGCCAAUAGACCACCAAGUUUCAUCCACUACACAGCAGCCCUCAGUGGUGGAUAGCGUGAGUGAUCACUCCCAAGAUGCUCUCUCCCAGUGUGACGAGAUUGGCAUUAAGAAGGAGGAGGAGGAGGAUGUUUGCAUCAAGGAUGAGCCCAUUGAAGACUUGGACCCACUCAGUAACUGUACCACCUUUGUCCCUAUGCUGAAGUCCAAGCCAAGUAACACCAGUGUCAAAAAGGAUCACAGCCAGUUCAUCAGAAAAACUCACAAGACUGGAGGGGGCCCACCACCAACACUGCCAGGACAGCCAGAGCAGCCGCAGACCCUUUUGCAAAACCCUGCCAGUCCUAUUGCGAUCAUCGGCAGUGCAGAACGUGAAGCCUUUCCUAUUGGAGGUGUCCGUUUAGGACAGCCAGAGCAGCCGCAGACCCUUUUGGAAAGCCCUGCCAGUCGUAUUGUGAUCAACGGCCGUGCAGAACGUGGUAUGGAAGUUAUAUUCAUAUUUUAAUCAACAAUAUUGAACAAUAUUUUUUCCUUCUUUGUUUUGAACAGCCAAACUUGUCUAACCUUUCUCAGUUAUCCGACUGGAUAUUACACCUUGCCGGCUGGAUAAUUGGAUAUUAACAUAAAGGAUAUCCAGAUCUGGCCAAUGGAAAAUUGCCGGUUAUCGGCUAACCUCAUUUUGCUGGAUACCGGUUAUCCGGGCAAAUCAAUAUCUGGCACAGCCAUACUUUUAAGGGAUUGUGAUGUAUGGAUGUCAAGCUUGGACUCUUCAUAAAAGAGAUAAGCACAGUGUGGAAGGAGUUCAGAUGUUUUGCCAAAGACUGGUCACUUGGGUUAGGUGAUUAGAGAGAGUAUGAAUUAUUGACAGAGUGAGAGAAGUAUGAGGACCCCAGAGGAGUGAAAAUAUGAGUAGAGCAUGGGGUGCUUAAGUGGUGCCAUGUUGUGAAAAUAUUGCAAGA